AUGAAGCAGCCCUGUGGUCUAUCUAGAAGAGAAACCGUUGGAGCGGAAGCGCGAUAUGAGCAAAUCAUUGCAAAAGACUGUUUUUCUCAAGCAGAUGAGACAUUGCAGUUGGACCUUACUCUUCAUGGAGAUGCUAUUUUCACUCCGGAUAGAUUUGCAGCAGUCACUGGAUUAGCAACACAAAAGGGUUCUGCUUGUGCGCUGGCGACACAGGGAUCGCUAAAUUUGCCCGUCACUACCGGCGUCGAUUCUAUACCAUUACUUUGGGGCGGCACUUCGAUCACACCUGAAGUCCCAUCACCGGUAUUAUUACAUGCGUCGUGGCCUGACUCCGACCUGGAAUUAGGUUUACAUGACGAACAUUCUGACCGAAGUCUCUCCCAUCAGUCAAAGGUGCCCACCGAACCAUUCCUGGAUCGUAUUCCACCUCAAUCAUCUAUGCCGCCUAUGUCCACAUUUUCCUCGCCUUUGAAUGAUUUUCGCUCGAUUGAGCUGAUUUCCAGUCUAUACGAUGCUCAGUUAUGGGGCCCGGACACGCCGAUAGAGAUUUCGCUGCUUCACGCUCGACAAGGCUUAGCCCUCGUUUCGAGCUGCCUUCCCGUCGAUAACUGGUCGUCAAUAUACACGGAAGUACCCGGAUCAUCUUCCCUUGCCCUCUGCUGUAUUCACCUCACACAGCAGGUUUUAAGUUGUUACGCUAGUGUGAAAUUUCACAACAGGCCUUUCAAAGGUUACUGCCAGACUGUCCGCUAUGGCCAAUUUUUGAUGGAUGAAGAACAGCUUACAAUAGAAAAAAUGGAUAUUUCUCAGGAGCUAAAGCAUUGCCGGGAAAUCAUGAUGACUAUCAGACAAUGGUGUAACGACUUGGUGAAGGCAGAAAAGGAAGGUUCAUUGCUAUUACUCCCAUUCAUACAAUCUCUCAGAGAUCGGGUUGACUCCCUCGGCAAGUAG
Molecule: messenger RNA, 951 nt
Organism: Ophidiomyces ophidiicola
Lineage: Eukaryota; Fungi; Ascomycota; Eurotiomycetes; Onygenales; Onygenaceae
Exons: 2
Coding region: 1-951 (316 amino acids)
Source: RefSeq, a predicted model, not a curated record